AUGAGCCAUUGGGAAGACGAUAGAGGACAAAGAUUUGGUGGUUAUGGCUAUGGCUAUGGCUAUGGCUACGGCAGCAGGAGCCUCCACAACCUCAGUGGGUUUAGGAACUUUUCUACUGGUGGAAUCUAUGGAGGAGAUGGAGGAGGGUACGGAAGGCACUGGGGGUACUAUGAUGGGAGAUACCUGGACAGGGACUUAGGGAGAAGAGGGUAUUUUGUAGGGGAUUUUCAAGGUGGGGAAGGUAGGACGUAUGGAGGAGGCUCAAGCAGGGGAACACUCAGUGGAGGCCUUCGUGAGCAAGGGACUGGGCAGGGCUUGAGACACGCUGCUGCUGGUGGAGGCAUCAAGGAGGUCCAUGUCAACACCAACCUGCUGAGGCCAACACAAGUGCAAGUUGACCCUGAGUUCCAGAGAAUGCGGUCAGAUGAGAAAGAGCAGAUUAAGACACUCAACAACAAAUUCGCAUCAUUCAUUGAUAAGGUUCAAUGCCUGGAGAGGCAGAACCAGGCUCUGAUGACCAAAUGGGAACUGCUGCAGCAGCAAAGCUCCCAGCCAGAGGAGAGCAGAAGCAUCACCUCCUUCUUCCAGUCCUACAUCAAUAACCUGCAGAGGCAGCUGGACACGCUCCGGAGCCAGAAGGAGCAGCUGGAUCCAGAAGCCUAUGAAAUACUUCAGCUUGUUGAAGAUUACAAAAAGAGAUUUGAGGACGAAAUCAACGAGCAUGCAUCUAAAGAAGAGGAAUAUGUGGAGCUUAAAAAGGAACUGGACAGUGCCUACAUGAGAAAAAUGGAGUUUGAAGUUCGGGUGGAAAUUCUGAAGCAGGAGCUUGAGUUCCUCAGAUGCUUAUAUGAGGCGGAGCUGUCCCAGCUGCAAACAGUAGUUGACAACACCAAUGUCAUUCUGUCCAUGGACAACGGCAGGGAAGUGAACAUGGAAGGCAUCAUUGAAGAAGUCCGGCAGGAGUAUGAGAGAAUUGCUCAGAAAGGCAAAGAUGAAGUCAAUGCCAUGUACCAAGGCAGGUACCAGGACCUUCAGAACAUGUGGGUGAAUCAGCGAGAGCAACUGAGAAACAGUUACCAGGAAAUCCAAGAACUUACCAGGCAGAUCCAAAGAUUGCAGCCGGAAAUUGAAAUAGUCAGGAAAGAGAAUGACAGACACCAAGAGGCUAUCAGAGAUGCUGAGCAGCGUGGGAGCUCUGCAGUCAAAGACGGACAGAAAAAGCUUCAGGAGCUGGAGAACGCUUUGCAGCAGGCCAGGGAAGACCUGGGUCGAAUUCUGCAUGAUUAUCAGGAGCUUCUGAAUGCAAAAUUGGCCCUGGAUGUUGAAAUUGCCAUGUACAGGUCACUGCUUGAGGAGGAGGAGACCAGGUAG
This is a messenger RNA of Lagopus muta (rock ptarmigan), 1371 nucleotides long. Its product is annotated as keratin, type II cytoskeletal 1-like. Gene Ontology annotation, biological process: keratinization; intermediate filament organization. Gene Ontology annotation, cellular component: keratin filament. Gene Ontology annotation, molecular function: structural constituent of skin epidermis. The record is from RefSeq and is a predicted model, not a curated record. NCBI's taxonomy places the organism in Eukaryota, Metazoa, Chordata, Aves, Galliformes, Phasianidae. The transcript is spliced from 7 exons. The coding region runs from base 1 to 1371 and encodes 456 amino acids.